AGUUACACGCAUGCGCUCAGACUCGUGCACGGCCCGCCCGCCCCGCAUGUCCGCCCGCUACGCAGCCUCGGCGUCUCUUCCAUCCGGGUCCUUCCUGAGCGCUGCUCGCCAAUAGGCGAGGAGGCGAGAGGCGUGCGCGUGCGCGCUGGAGGGCCGGCCUGGCUGGUUCCGAGGCUGAGGGGGAAGGGCGCUGCAUUGUGCGAGCUGCAGAAGCGGCAGCAAAAUGGCCGCUGCGCCGUCUGGGGCCGCCGCCGCCUCCUUCGCCUCCCCCGCCGCCUCGGCUACCGCUGCCUCGUCUUCCUCCUCCUCUUCUUCGGCCAGCGGCGCCCCGGGCCCCAACCAGACGCCGACGGAAAGCAAGAAAAUCACGGAGCUGCGGGUUAUCGACCUCAAGUCCGAGCUGAAGCGCCGCAACCUGGACGUGGCCGGCGUCAAGACCGUCCUCAUCGCUCGCCUCAAGCAGGUGAGGAGGAGGAGGAGCGGGGUAGGCCGCGGGCCCCGCAGCCAAGCGCCGACCUGGCCUGGGGAGGGAGCGGGGAGGGCGCGGGGCCUCCGUGGGCGCCCGGCUCGCCUUGCCUCCGCGGCCUCUCCCUCUCCCCGCCGCUCGGCGUCCUUCCUCUUAACCGCCUUCCAACGGAGAAGCGCGGCGGGCGGAAGGCUUUCCUGCGUCCCGUGAAGGCUUUUCUUCUUUUGCCCCCCGGAAUUUGCAGGCUGGUAGCGCAUUUCUCGCUUCGGAGACGCCGUGGGGUUUGGUAGGGCUUAAAAAACAGAAAACUAUUUCGAGGGAACUAUUUGUCGGCGGUUCUGUGGCAGUGGCUGUUCUGUAUCCUGCCCUGAGGUCUGCUAUAGGGCAGCCGAUAAAAAAUGUGCUUAAUAAAACAAAUGGGCGAGAUUGAAAGUGAGGGAAGGAGGCGGGAAACCCUCAGCAGUCAGCGAAGGAGGGCGUGUGUGGAGUUGAGCUUGUGCUCAGCUAAGUCACGAUGCAUCUUCGAUUUUAUUCUUUCCUCCAAGGAGCUCCGGGUGGUCUGCAUAGUGGUUGUCUCUCUCUCACCCCCCCCCCCAAAUACAGUGGUACCUCGGGUUAAGUACUUAAUUCGUUCCGGAGGUCCGUGCUUAACCUGAAACUGUUCUUAACCUGAAGCACCACUUUAGCUAAUGGGGCCUCCUGCUGCCGCCGUGCCGCCGGAGCACGAUUUCUGUUCUCAUCCGGAAGCAAAGUUCUUAACCUGAAGCACUAUUUCUGGGUUAGCGGAGUCUGUAACCUGAAGCGUAUGUAACCCGAGGUACCACUGUAUUUGCUCCGCACAACAACCCUGUGAGGUGAAUCAGACCAGCAGUUAAUGACUGGCUCAAGCUCUUCCAGUGAACUUCAUGGCUAAGUGAGGAUUUGAACCUGGCUAGGCUGACUGGUCAAACCAUUGUUGUCUCCUGAGAAUCAUUGCAUAUGGCUGUGCAUUUAUCAUUCAGUAAAUGUUUGUGAAGUUGUCUUGGAUCUCGCCUUCUAGAGGGUUGCUCAUACUACACUUAUUUUGAAAGUUCUGCAUUGGCUGCCUUAUCACUUCUGGGUUUAGCUUAAGGUGUUCAUGGUGUUUAACUUUUAAAACUUUAAAAGAUCUGGGACGCAAAUUCAUGAAGCAGCAUCUUUUCCCAUACCAGCCUACCCAUAUCUUAAGAUCUUCUGAAGAGGCCUGCUCCAAGUUCCUGCUUUUAUACUAUGCUUCUACAAAUGAGAUUCACAAACGAGAGUGAUAUUUUCUCUGGUGGUAUUCCAGAUUUGUAAUGCUCUUCCUAUGGUGCCAAUGUUACAGGUUUUUAGACACCAUGUGAAAACAUUUCUAUAUGCUUGGGCAUUUUAGAUUAGAUUAGAUUUUUAAAAAAUCAUGUCCAGGUCUGUUUUGGGGUAUUUUGCUUUGUUUUAUUGGAUAUUAUUGAAUAUUAUUAGGUUUCCUUUUAGUUUUAAAAUGGAUUUUUAUAUUGAAUGAAAUUUAUUUACUCUUUCUACACCACUGUGGAAUCUUUUAAUGAAGGGUUGCUAAAUAUUUUAAAGAAAGUAAAAUCUUGUUUGUUAGGUUUUCGAAGGCCUGUUGUAGUUUAAUGUUUGUACAGCACUUAUAAAUGUUGGGGGCUUCCUAAAUAACCAGAUUAUAUCUGGAACCCUUGGCAUAUUUAAGAAAAUCACAGUUUGUACUGAGAUCCAUGACAGUUAUCCUGCUAUAAGUUGUUUCUGGUAUCUGCAGGCAUAAUGUAGUGAAAGUUUUGUUAAUCACUAAUUUAAUGUGUUCAUGACAGACUUUUAAUUUGCAAACUGUUGAAUCCUGUACUGCUGCACCCCCAUUUCUUCACGGUUGUUACCCUAUUUGCAGAUGUCAUAAUUCCCGAGUCUUCGUUCUUUUGCCCAAGGCACAGAACAAGAGCAGCUUCAUAGGUUGAGUGUUAGAUUUCUUGAUUCAUUUAAGAACACUUUUAACCCAUUCUUCAUUGAAAGGCAAACUCAGAGUGGUGUACAGUAAAACAAAUUAAAAUUGCAGAUAAACAGCUUAGUCUAAUCACAGGGUAGGUAAAACCAACACCUGAGCAUUAGUAAAACAAGAAUCGAAAGAAAGAGAAAUAACCCUCCUACUUAACAAAACCUGUGCAAACAAAUAAUACUUUUAGCUGGCAAUGAAAAAGAAUUGGUGCCAGCCAUAACCAUGGAUUCUACAACCAUGGCACCACUACAGAAAAGGUCCCUGUAUGCUGUCUGUAUGGCAUAAUCAACAUGUGAUAGAAGUGAGCUGAAACUCAGUGACUUGCCCCUCACUUUUGAACACAGGUCAUAUAUUGCUUUCAAGAUGAACAUGGAUAAACUGUGAUUAAAAUACCAGAUUAACUGUGUUGGGUAUGGCCAGGAGAUUUAGUCCCCCUCCCCCCUGCUCCUCCCAUGCAUUUAUUGUUUUCUGCCCAGGACUACAAUUGUUUCAAGUACAUACUAGAUUGGUUUAACUUUGUGGGCACAGGUGUCUAAUGAUGCAUAUAUUGUUUGCAUGUCAUCAUUUAGUAUGGAGGACUGCUGCAUGACGUGUGCAGCUAUCGUGUACCUGUGGAAUUGCUUGGACUGUACCUGGGUCUCAUAUCCAUGCAUAACAGACUCUCAGAACAAUUAUAUUAGGUAGUCGGUCUGCUCAGUCUUGUUCAAGUUCAUUCAGAAGUCUCACUUCUAAGCAGGGAUGUGGGUGGAACAUUUUCUCAAAGGAGUAAUUUCCAGAGCUUUAUUUUUCCACGGUAAAAAAAUACUUAAGUUCUUUGGUAACAAUGAAUGGUUGCCAUUUGCAAAUAAAUUUUAGGCAACCUUGGCAAUUCCAAAGUUUUUUGUUUGAGUACAAAAUGCAAGUACAGUGGUAACCUCGGGUUAAGUACUUAAUUCAUUCUGGAGGUCCGUUCUUAACCUGAAACUGUUCUUAACCUGAAGCACCACUUUAGCUAAUGGGGCCUCCUGCUGCUGCCGCCACAUCGCCAGAGCACGAUUUCUGUUCUCAUCCUGAAGCAAAGUUCUUAAACUGAAGCACUAUUUCUGGGUUAGCGGAGUCUGUAACCUGAAGCGUAUGUAACCCAAGGUGCCACUGUAAAAUAUCCAAAUACUACGGGGGUGGGGGUGGGAGGAGGCUGUGACCAUUGUUCUUGAUGAUUGGACAUGCAGACUGGGGCUUUAAGGGGAAACAUGCUGUGCUUGUAUUAUUUAAUUAUCAUAAUUAUUGUCAUUCUGUGCUACUUUUCCUCUUAUAGGAGGAAGUGCAGUAUAGGGUAGUUUACAGCAUAAUAAAAUUUGAUCUUAAGAAAUCAUGUUAGAUAUUAAAGCUACAUAGCUAAACAAAAAAACCUAACUCAUCCCAGGGACAUUUAAAUUUCUUGUGAUGAUGCUGGUAUGAUCCUGUUCAAUUAAAAUUUCUGUGGCAGUCAAUCAGUGAGGUCUCUCAAUUAUCCCUCUAUAUAUUUUCACUGGAAUGAAAUCCAAGGAUACUUUGCAGGAGAAACUGGAGAAGGAGAGAAACUUGCACAUGGUUAGGCAGCUUAAGUCACAUUGAACUCAGUGACAAAGGUGUAUCUAGGGUCCUUUGCACCCUUGCCAAGGAGUGAUAUCUGCACCCCCCCAAAAAAAACUUCACCCAUGUUUGAUCUCACCACUUAUUGAACAUACAUUUAACCUAUAAUUAUCACUGACUGGGGAAGGGACACCAAGGGUCGUUUAGUCCAACCCCCUGCAAUGCAGGAUUUUUUAUUUUUGUAUCUCAUUACCAUUCAGCUCCCAUUUUAUAAUUUUCUCCUUUGUAUGCCUGUUGGAGGGGUGUGAGGAGAUGAUGAAUAUUUCCACCCAUACUGUCUGAAAUUGUGAUAUUCAAAAGUAAGGACAGCAGGGUUGAGGUUUUAUGACCUUAGUUUAAAAAAAUCAGCAUUAUGAAAUUCUUUAAGAUACGUGGUGACAAUAAUUAUACACAAUAUUCCAGGAGCAGCUACAGAAUAGACUUGUAUAAGGCCAUUAUGAUAUUUCCAUUUUUUUCCAAUCCUUUUCCUAAUGGUCACCCAUUUUGCUGCUGCCACAACCUGGAUCAACUUCUUGAGCUUUCCACUAUAAACCUAAGAUCUCAUUCUUAGUCAGUCACCGCAAGCUCAGACCUCAAUAGCAUAUAUGUAAUGUUAGAAUAUUUUGCCCCAGCAUGCAUCACUUUACAUUUGUUAACACUGGACCAGAUUAAACCAUUCACCCAGUUUGAAGAGAUCCUUUUGGAGUGCCUUACAGCCUCUUUUAGUUUAAACUACCCCAAACAACUUGGUGUCAUCUCCAAGAAGGGUUAGAAAGAUGCUCUGUCUCAUGCUGCAGACGUAGGUUCAAAAAGCAGAUGACAACACAUCCAGUAAAUCUCACUGUCACAAAUGGGCAGGACUGGAACAAAGAAUUAGACCAGAAUGGGUUUCUUAUCUAUUUCAAAAUAGAAGCACUUACACUGCUCCCUCCAUACCAGAUACACAAAAUCAAACUUCAGAAUGGGCAGGCACACACGAAGGACGGCCCACCCCCCUGCAAAAAGCCUCCUUUUUGUCAUAAUUUCCAGUUUGCUCUCCCCACCCCCAUGCUCAACCUGCAUUCCUAGAAAAAAAAGAUGCAGCAGAAUCCAAAUAAAGGGAUCAAACCUUUGUUUUUCCAGGCAAGCCAGCAAAAAUAAUACUAUGAGAAGAAAUAAAAGGCAACAUGAGAAAAGCGGCAUUGCUUUACUGCAAGGUGGAUUUGAUUUAAAUCAAAUCAAUUUAAAUUACGAUUUAAAUCCCUAGUCAGUAAGGCUUGAUUUAAAUCACCGGUCAGUAAAACUUGAUUUAAAUCUUUUUUUUACAGAGAGACUCAUUGCUGGUAUAAUGCUAAUAUUGACAACCAUAUGAAGGUUUCAUUUUUGGAAUAAUAAAUUUUCAGAGUAGUUUUCACAGUUAUAUCAAAAAUUACUGAUUCGGUUAUACUAUUAGAAAUACAUAGAGAAUUAUGAAAUUAUGGUGAGGUUUAAUAAGUUAACUGUUUAUAUUUGGAAAACUUUUCUGCUGUACUUUAUUGGAAGGAGAAAAAUAAUUAUUUCCUUAAUAACCAUUUAAACAAUUUAUUUAACUAAAACAAGAACAUUAUAGCAUAUGUAUCCAUGUUUGUUAACUGAUGUGGUUAAACAUUUUUUUUUAAAACCCACCUUAGACUGAGUUUUAGCAUGCAUGAAAAACUUAAAUCCUUAUUUCCUGAUGAAUAGCCGUUGGACUAUAAUGUAACCUAAACAGAAGACUAUCUUUAGAAAGAUUUUUCCUCCAAAAGCAUUUUAUUUUAAAAAUCCAUUUUAAAUAAAAAAAAAAUCUGAUUUAAUUUUUUUUAAAAACCGAUUUUUAUUUUUAAAUCAUUGAUUUUUAUCCACCCGGCUAUACUGCUAGAUAGGGCUGGGCCAAGUCAGCUUUUCAACACAGCGAUGUAUCACCAGCCAAACAUCACAAUGUGGCAAUACAUCACAGUGUUGAGAUGAAGGGGAUGCAACACACACACACACCCAAGUUAGAAGAGGGGAGGGAUGAGCGCCAUCUUCCUGCUUUGUGUUGCUCGCUAGCCUCCCCAGCACCACAAUCUCUUCCCCUAGGAUAGCUGCUUUCCCAAGGAGCCAAAUUCUCCUUUGGGUUCCGCUGUGCUCCUGUCUGAUUUCAAGCAUCCUUCACCGCACACCCAGUCCUCUGUGCCCCAUCACCCAUCUACCCCCCCCUCCCCGAUUUCAAACAUCCUUCACCACACUCCUGAUUCUCCGUGCCCCACAGAGGCCUAGGAAGAGGAUGCCCCCAGCCUUAGUGGCCCAAUGGAGACUGGCCAAACGUGAGGCCAGUACCUUACCUUGGGCAUUGCUGGGCCUGCAUGGCAGAAAGGCUCCCCUUCACCAGGCACUUGGCUCCCAGGCAGGCAUUGCACACAGCAGGCACAAGAAAGGCCAGAGCAGUGCUGGCCCGCAUGCCCGGCUUCCUACUUGUCUGUCCGUUCCCAACGGCAGGGGCUGGUGGACUGGCUGGCUAGGUAGGCUCCCUCACCCAGGUGUUUGCUUACUCCAAGGCUGCCUCUGUUGCUGGCAAUCAGCACCCACUGGCCAGCCCCAGAGGCACCAUUCGCCUGUGGAGCUUGUAGCCAGGGCUGCUACAACAUACAGCUACACAAGCUUUUGGGAGGCAGAGAGAUGAGAGGGCAUCAGAGGGAAGGAAAGAGGGACUGAGGUUGGUGUUGCCCGCGGCACCCCUGACCACCAUUCAAGGCACCCCAGGGGUGACUUCUCAUUAUUAUAAAGUGGUAUUAGGAUCUUCCUCAAGCACCUCACCAGAACUAUGCAAUAUGAAUUACAUUUUGUCCUUUGCAAAAUGCCCUUAACUUGAAGUUUAUUGUAUCAGUGCAAAAACUAAAUUGUACUUCAUGAGUAAAAUGUUUGUAUAACCCAGUCCUGUGUUUCAUUUUGUUAGGCUAUUGAAGAAGAAGGAGGGGACCCGGAUAAUAUUGAAAUAGCUGUCUCAGCUGACACUCCAAACAAGAAACCAACCAAAGGAAAAGGUCAGAACUUCUGUGAAAGUAAACUUUAUGAAAAUGGUGAUGUUAGUUAAAGAAUCUGCUACUGAAUUUUAAAACACAUUUCUACAAGUAAAAGGUAUCCUGGUAUUUAUUGAGAUACUAAUUAGCUGAUAGCCUUGUCUUGAUCACAUCAGUUUGUUUGAAGCCUGUGACUACACUGCCCUUUGUUCCUUUAUAGUACAAAUGGCUAAUUUGCUAAUCUCCAGAUGUUACCAGACUCCAACUCCAGUUUUUGCCAUCCUGGCCAUAAUUGGGGCUUCCGGGAGUUCUAGUCCUUCAACAUAUGGUAGCCACUCUUUCUUUCUUGGCUCAGUCAACAUUUAAAAUGUAUGCCUUGUUUUUCUUAACAUAAAAAGCAUAGCUAUCAGUAUAGUUAGUGGUUCAGCUGAAAAUUUUGACUGAAAUUAUUCUUCUAAAUGCAUUUGAUUCAUCAUCAUGAGUUUAUUGUUCUAGCCAAAAGCCAUGACAAACUUGUAAAAUCAUACAGAACAUAAAUGUAUAAUAUAAGAGAGAAAAGGUACCAGAGGCACAAACAAGCUUAAAUCUAACUUAAUUUCAUAUUACACCUCUCUAUCACCAAAACAACUCAUAGCAAUUUUAUCUAAAACACAUUUUUCCUGAACUUUUUAGCUUCCAGUGUGUAGAGGGCCCCUCCAUUAUUGUCAUUCAAAAGAAACUCAACCAUUUCUGCCAGAGUGUAACUGUUUGCUCGAGAGAACAAAAGUUUCCGAAAGUGAUCUCCUGGAUCUCUAUAUAAAGAGCAGUCUAACAGAUAAUGCGUGAUGUCUUCCACCACAAAGUAUUUCUGCAUACGGGACCUUGUUAUGGUAAUGGCCAUCGAAGGUUGCAGUUGGCGUCACUUGGAAACACAGCUCAAUAAAGGCAUUUGGUCAGAUAACUAGCUCUGAAAUGCUUUGUUGUCAGGAGUGGGUACUAAGGAAGAAAUAUGGUUUCAAGUCCUUUCUGGAUUCUAGCGAGAAGAGCCAAUCUCUUAAUUGACACCAGUGUUCGAAAUUAACCAGUCGCUAGCCUUUUUUUUGUUUUUUUUUUUUUUUUUUUUUUUUUGCAACUCAAGACCACCACCUGUCGACCAAGUUCAGCUUUUCGGUCGCAUGCUCUGCAGCUGGCUGUGCAGGAGAGCUGAGGGGAACAUCUUUGACUGAAUUUGCUCUGAGGACUGCUAGGAAGCUCCAAUACAAAAAAAAGCAGGCCACCAAGCCAGCCAGCCUUCCUUCAGGUCCUAGAGAAGGCUGCUGCAUGCUUAUUGCAGGUAGCACAGAGGAGAACAAGUGCUGCUCCUAGUUGCAAAAGGAAGCAUCUUUUACCUCAAUAAGCCAGCCCCUGCUCCCACAAGCUGAAGGCAGGAGGGUCUCUCUACCCAAGAGGAGAAGGUCGCCCACUAAUGUUUCCCAUUUUUUUAUGUCAGAAGACAACCCUCCCAAUACCACAAAUUGCAAAAAGAACCAAUUUUUUUAAACAAAAAAUAAAUAAAUAGAAAGUGCUGUUGCAUUGGGGGCAGGGAAAUGGUGACUAACCAUUCUGUUUUUGUGCCCACAACCCAGGUUCUAGGAGACAUUUGGUGAAUAGUUUUUGCAUCUCAGUUUCUAACAGUGAUUGACAGUUAUUCAAGGUCAAUGUAGAGUUCAGUUCUGGAAAAUAAUAAUAGUCUAAAACACCUUGCCAAAGUUAAUUAUCACCCAAUUCCGUAUAGCACGGCACAGAAAAACACUCAAUUGGCAUAGUAGUGAUUCUUUUAAUAUAUUUUAACUAGAUGCAGUCCGCUCUUGCCUCACAGGUUGACCACUUGUAUUCUAUACAUGGAUAUUGUGCACAUUUCCCAAAACUUUAAUGGAGUUGAAACAGACCCACAAAUUUCAAUGCCAUAGGGCAUUUGAGUAAGCACUGCUACCAAAUAACUUUAGGGCAGGUUCAUUCAGCUUCCCUCCCUUAUUGUAAUAGAACAUUUAUCAAUGCCCCUCUGAUUUUCUAGGCUUGGACAUUCCAUUUGACACUUCCAAGAGCCAGUUUCUCUAAAGAGUACACCCAAGUAUCUAAAUGAGGCAGUUUGUUCUAUAGCUUGCUUCUCCAAACACCAUUUAUACCAAGGUCUGUCUUUGCCAAAAUCAUAAUCCUGGUCUUAUAGCAAUUCAUAGAUAGGCUUUCCUGUUUACAGUAUUUAGUGAGCACCUCCAGGAGAGUUUUGAGUUCCAGUCAGGAAAGUGAGAGGAGCACUAAAUCAUCUACUUACAUCAAGAUUGAGAUCAUUCUGUUCCUAAUCACCAGAAAGUUAAAAGGCCUGGGAGCCAGUAUGCAACCUUGCUUUCACUCCUCAUGACAUUUUAAAGGCAUCAGUCAUACUACCAUUUAAACCUACUGUGACCCUCAUUUUUGUGUUUCUGCAUAGUUCUUGAAUCAAUAGCAGAAGUCUAUAGUCGAUGUUGGCAAUUUGAAAUUUCUUGCACAGUCUAUUGCAAUUAAUAUAAUUGAAUGUAGCAGACAGAUCUAUAAAGGUUGCAUAGAUUAUUCUUAAUGUUCUUAGUAUAUUUCUUUAUAAUAUGGUUCCAAGUAAAACAUUGAUCAGUGGUACUGUGUCCUCUGAACCCUGCUUAUUCUUCAUGAAUAAAGUUACUUUGCAGCCAGUUUGAUAACAACCUAAUUGGCUGGGCCCACCUGUGCAUAAGUGAAGUGCAUGUAAGUGGAGAACACCCUGGAGAGUCCUCAUGGCUCCUGAAGAGACCUUUCCCAGAGCCCAAAGAGGACUUCCUCUUCAGGCUCUGGGAAAGGUCUCUUCAGGAGUCGUGAGGACUUCGGAGCCAGAGCCCAAAGAGGAAGUUCUCUUUGGGCUCCGUGGUAUCCUUGCAGAGUCCAGAGGGGCAGCAGGGCUUUGUUGAGACUGCUCUGCCUCCCACCUAACAGCUGAUUUGCAGGGUACUACAGCUGCAGGUGCUUCCCUACACAUCAGCAGAGCAGCUCAAGAAAGUCCCACUGGCCCUCCAGCUCGUGAGGACACUCUCUCCAGAGCCCAAAGAGGACAUUGGGGAGUUGCCUGUAUUUAAAGAGUGAAAAAAAAUGUUCCCUUAUUUCCAGGAAGUUGUACUUACAUAAAUUAUGUAAAAUUUCAGCUUUUCCCAUCACAAGUUCUAUAACAAUGAAAGUUUAAAUAUAAUUUAACAUAAAGAGCAUGCUGUCAUACAAGUAGCUUAUGUUGUGCAGUAAAGAUAAAACUUUGCUCAGUAAAUUUACUGAAGAUUUUGUUUUGUACUAUUUGAGGGGGAAACCAAAAAGUUUUUUUAAAAAAGAACUUUCAGUUGAAAAAUUACAGGCCAAGCUAUGAAUUUGUGGAAGCACAGCUGCUGAAAAAUAAAUCACCCAUUGCUAAAUCAAAUUGAGUGAUGUGAUUCUCUGCUCAACUGAGCUAAAUAAAGAUAUUCAAACACUUUUUUUUGCCCAAAUUGAGUGCUUUUCAAGGUGGGCAUCUUGAGUUCCAAGGAAUAGUGUUUAGCAAAGUGGCUUUUCUGGAAAAAUCUGAAACUGCCACGUUUCCUUAAUAUUGUGUCGGCAUCAUUGUUACUAAUUUACUUGUGAAGUAAAAAAAUUUCCAUAGAAAAAUUAAGAAUUGGGAUUUUUUCACUUUUGGAAACAUUUGUUCAAAUCAUCUUUAGUAGUAUGGGUAUUCUAACCCCACAGGAACAGUGACUACUGGGGCAUGUGAAUACUACCUGUUCUUUGUUUUUAGUGGUGUACAUUAAAUUUACAAACACCUUAGAAUAUUUGGCUGUGGCAGUUGUUUGGUUAGUAAAAAAAUUGAAAGCAUUAAGUUGGUUUAGAUUCAUUUAUUUUAAAGGGUCAUUCCAUAUCAUGUCAUCCAAUUUUCUUAAUAUAUUGUACACUUGUUGAAUGACCAAAACUAAGUUUAAAUCUAAAAUGUUUAUUUUUCAUAUCAUCCCGUUUUUUUAGUUAUGAAGGUUUGAAGUUUGUUUGUUUUUUAAAAUGGCAAUUUUGUGUAUAAUCCUCUAGAUUAGGCUGAGAGUUGGUGACUGGCGGAAGGUGAGAUUCAUGGCCAAGUGGGCAUUUAGACCCUGGUUUCCCAGGUCCUAGUCCAACUAACCGCUGCACCAUGCUGGCUCUCAGACAGAUAAGGAUAUGUUGUUGAUGAUGAUAAAAUUUAUUGUUAAACCCCGUCCAUCUGGCUGGGCUUCCCCAGCCACUCUGAGUGGCACUCACAUGGCACUCAAAUAUAUCUAUUGAGGGACAUGAAUGCUCUACUCAUGUGGAAGCCUUAACCUCUAGUAGAAUUUACAGAUUAAUUUGUCUGAUGUUGACGUCACAACCUGGGGCAGCAAAUGUACCCCUCAGCUUUUUGUGAACUCUUAACUCCUUGAACACAAAUGUGUUACUUGAUGAUACCUGUUUGGAAGAUUUCUUUGGCUAACAAGGAGAGUUGUAUAGAUACGCAAGUGACAAUGUGAUAUGAAAAUAUGAGUUCAAGCCAUGUGUUACUUUCAAGAAGGGGGUAUUCUGUGAUUCCUGUGGAGCAGGGCCAAGUAGCAAUGCAUGAUCCUAGGGCCAGUAAUGCAGCCACACUGCGCAGUAGAAUAACACAUGAAGGGGAUGUUAAUGAUGAAUUUCCAUAACUGAGAGGCAGAGAUGCUCACUAAUUCAAAUCUUUUACUUGAUUGCAGGCAAUUGCAGAAGACUAUCAAUCUAGAUUGUCACAGUAUAUAUUUAGAUGAAGUUGAUUAAGUUCUGUCUGCACCACAAGCUCCCCCCCCCAAAAUUUAAUGUGAAUAAGGCUUCCUACAACAUUCAAUAUGUUGUUGCUAUGGUUUGUUUCUACUUGGGGUAAGGGGCUAGGUGAUUGGUUGUAUGUUUUUUGGUUAGAUUGUUUUUCUGGAGUGCCUUAUGCGUUGAGGGCUUUCCUGAGUCUUGUGGUGAGAGAGACACUUGAAAUGGAGCAGAUACAAGCUUGUCAUUGGCAUAUCAUGUCUUUUAGGUAAAAAGCAGGAAACUGAUGAAUUAAGUGGUGAUACUUCAGUGGAAGAUGAUUCCAUGGUCAAGGUAAUUCUGCUAUGAAAAAUAAAACUGGGGAUCCAGUCCUAAGUUUUGCCAAUUCAUUCUCACUUCUAAACAAUUUUGACUGUAAACCGUCUUUGAUACUGAAUUUGCAGUUUAUUGUUAUUCAGACUAAGUUAGAUGCUCUUGGUUCCCUUUGAUUUCAGUGGGAGUUAAGUCAUCACUAACACGUCCCAUUGAGCUCAGCUUCCUUCAUCUGCAUACAGUUCUAUGAGACCUUGCAUACCAACUGUAACAAAGUAUUGUUGGGCAAGUUAUCUGUCAAGGAAGCAUGAACGCUUUGUAAUUUGAUGAAGAGACCUUAUGUUUAGUUAGAAUCCUAGGUUUUAAGGCUACUGAACUCAAGAUACAAGCAAUUUCCUUCUGAUAUAUUAAGUUUAAGUGUUGCUCCUAUUGAAAGGAGAGUGAACUGGAAGCUCAAGAUGCAAGUGACCAGGAUGGAAAUGAUGAAUUGAAAGAGUCGGAAGAAUCUGCAGAAAACGGAGAGGAAUCCUUGAAUUCUAAAGCGGUGCCUCGUGUAGACAAGAAGAAAACUCAUUCAAAGCAGACAGAGAAGGACUUGGAAAUCCAGGUAUACUUCAAUAUAAGCAAAUUAUUAGGAUGGCGCCUACAACUUUCCUUUCAAAAUUUGUUCCAUUAAGAUUUCAUAAAUUCACCUUCUUCCUUGCCCAUGAUGAUUGCCUGUCUCGUCUUGGGUCAGUGCCCCUACUUCCACAGCAACAUCCACCUCGUUGCUGUUGCUGCCUCAUACAAAAGUCAGGCCUUUCCUCCAUGAACAAAGUGGAGAGGGAAAAGGGGUACAAAUUCCCUCAGGAAGGAGCAAUGAUGGAAGCAACAGAAAUAAGUGCUUUGUUUCCAUUUGUGUAUGUGCUAAUCUGUUGCCUCCUCUCAUCCACUGUGCAAUGUGAAUGUUUAAACCAAUGGAGCUCUUAUGCACCAGCCUGAACCUCCUCUGCAGCUAUGCUGGCCUGGUCCAAAACUGGGAAUAUAAUUCUAGCUUGCAAAGCAGAGCCUUUGGAAGACAAGUAUGAAGCGCAGUCUGGCAGCUGGUCUGUGAUUGCUAGUUUUAUUUUCAGUGAAUUGGCAGAUUCACAGGUGGUAAACAAGUGCUGGGAGGAUUGCAUCCAAGGAUGGGUGGGUAAAUUGGUUUAACCUUGCUUCUCCCUUCUACCAUGCAGUCCUAAUUAUCCCCACCUUAAUCCCAAAUGCACUCUUCAGAGAGAGAAAACAAAGGCAACAUAAAUGGAGAAAGUGCCAUUUUAGAAACCCAAGCUUAAGUGAGCAACAAGAUGUAAUUUCUCCUCUCCUCCAGUUCAAUUGUGACAUUGGAAAGAGGUGUCAUCUGAAUUACUCAUGGUUGCUUCAGGUUCUGUGCGGCAAAACACACUUCGUUUCUAUUUAUCUGUCUUUCAAGGCCCCUUCUGUGUGAUGCCAUCACUCUCAUUGGACAUGAGAAGAGCUGGCAUUUAUGAAGUUGUUGGUGGGAUCAAGAUGUCAGUGUGAACCUUUCCCCAACCUAUUCCCACUUACUUGGGAGUAAGUGCCAUGGAACUCUGAGACUUACAUAUGACUAAGCCUGCUUAGAAUCAAGCUGUUAAGAACACUUUCCUAAGCUAAAUAUAGCAAGGGAGAACAGUAGUAAAAUAAAAUAAUUCCAUUGAUCCGCCCAUGCAAGAAGAUAAAAGUCCUGAAUAGGAUUUACUGCCAUGGGAAACAAUUAAUUGUCCAAAUUUUGAUACAGCUACAGAACUUGUAGUUCUUUGAGCUGAACAAUCAUAACAACCAACACAUAUUUGAUUAGACACAACCUCUCUGUUUGUCAUCUUCCCUAAAUCUUCUUUUGGCAGAAAUGUUUGUUUGCAAGUGAUGCUGGGAUGAGUACAUUGCUAGAAAAUGAUUGGCCAUCAGUUCCAGACUCAGUUGAUGCUAAGAUCUAAUUUCCCUUUGCUUCUUGCCUCUUGCUGCAACUGUGUAGUGUAAAAAGUGCAUUAACUGCCAGCGAGAGUGUUUACCAUUUGUGACAGUUUUUCUGGGGGAACGGAGCUCCUUGCUUCCCCAUAUGUCUCCAGAGAUUGGAGUGGGGAAGAGAAGCCUUUCUGUCCUGUUGCAAGGUAUUGUGGUGCUCUCUGGUUCAUGGAAGAACCUUAUUAAGGCGAAACCUUCGCAUGGCACUGUUGACAGUAGCUCAAUUUAUGGACAGUUUGUGACUUGUCAAAUAAUAUUGUUCAGUAACUUUAAUAUAUUUGGAAAUGGAGACUGCCCUUUGUAAGCUCAAGAAAGGACUUGGUGUGGUUUUCAUGGGUCUGAAAUUUUGGUUGCCCAGCCACAACUGUGCAGAAGAUGAAACAAAGAGAACUCAAUGAGCUUUGUUCGGCUGGUCAGCAUUCUGUUAGACAGGUCUGCUCCACUGCAGGAAAUUAUGGCAAGGUAAAGAAACUUGCUUAAGCAGAGGGUUGUAACAUUACCAGCUGUCCCUUAGAAGGCAUCUUCUCGUUACUGCUCACCUCCCCAGUGGGAGUGAACCACACCCAAGGCAACUUGUAAAAAGCAGUUGUCAUUCAAAGUGCAAGUUCUUGGUUAGUGCAUUUGCUUGCUUCUGAAGUAAGCCAACUUACUUAGGCUGUCUUUGUUUAUUUCCUCAUGUUAGGCCAGCAAUAUUCGAGAUACAGAAGAUGAAAGCUUUUCCGCUAGUCAUGUAAGUUUCUAAAUUGCCUUCUUAAACCUGAUUAGAAAGCUGAUUAUAUUUGAAUUCAGCUAGAAGGAAUCUAUAAGGACCACCUUUAAAGUGUCAGGUUUAGUUGCAUUGUAGAAAGACUUUGUAUACCUUAAUCUCUGUCAUCUAAUUCCACAAAACUACUGAAAUAAAUACCAUGUGUUGUGGACUAUUGAUGAGAUUAUGGCUUGCACCUUACUGUCUCAAACCAGACUACUUAACUGUUCCCAGAAUAUUCCAGGAUAUCCCUGGGUCUGGUGUAGCACAUUGUGCAAACUAGUGCCUAUGCCCCCCCCCCCCCCCAUUUUAUUUUAUUUUUAAAAUAUUGCCCUGCAUUGGCUUUGCUCAACAGUCACCACUGCUGGAGAUGGAUUCUUCCUUCUUGUGUAGUGAAAGAGCAGCCUUCACUAGAGUUAGUUACUUGCUCUGAACCAACUUUUAAUAACAUCUGAAGGAAGGUGAACUUGCCUUGAAACAAGGGUUUGGGGUGCUAUUUAAGGGGCACCACAAGGGAGGGAGAUGAACCAUUAGCAAGUUUGACAGCACUAGUUCUAUUGAAAUGUGUGGGAGCAGGAUAAUUUCAUAAAUGAGAAGGAUGUCUCUUGGGUUGCUGUACCUCGGUCACCAAAAUCUUGCGGAGUUGUGUGGUCUUGGAUUACAUAUAUAAGACAUUUAAAAGGCUACCACUGGAAAUUUUAGGACUUCCUGAAUAAUAGUCAAAAGGGAAAUGGCAGUUCCUUCCCUAGAUCUCAUAGUAUGUUUUUGGAGUUUCCAUAUCGUAGACAAAUCAUUCUUGGAAAUAGUGGAAGCUAUGGACCAUCCACUAGUACUAGCUUAGAAUGUAAAGCCUAAUAGAUUUCAGCUGGGCAGAUAUCUGUUAAUUGAGUCUUUGCCUUAUUAGAACAGGCACCUCAGUUUGUUCCUCUAGAUUGCCACUAGUUUACUGGCUCUGUUUAAAUUGAAUCCUAAUCUGGAAUGCUUAUUCAAUUUUUAUUUUAUUUUACAGGAUGGAGAUGAAGAGAAUGAGAGAGGUAUGUUAGAAGUUCAGUAGAGUUUUGAGUGUUCUAAUAUGCUUCAAGUUGCCUUUUGUAAAUGGCAGGUGCACCAGUUGAUUCUCUAUCAGGCAUUUCAGCUAUAUCUGUGCCUUUGCAAUGAAGAGUGGUUGGAUCCAUGCUCUCUGUUGGCUUUUCUGCUUUUAAAUUGUGCAUGUGCCUAUCAGUUACUUCAGUGGAUGUUGUUACAUGCAUAUGACCACCACAUUCCUUUAAUGGAACAAAGAUCCCAGACUCCGUAGAUCUGAAUCUUUUUUCUCUUUUUUGGGGAGUGGGGGGUACGGUAAGUCUUUAUGUCUAUACAUUCUCUUGCACUGCAGUAACAGAUAGGUGCCAGUUGAAUAUUACGUAUUCUGCAGUUUGCAAGCCAUUUGAACUACGGGCCACAUUCUGCUUCCACACAUUGGCAAUUGCCACAUCAUGCUUUACAGCCUCACAUGACAUUUUGGAACAAGUAACAAUGGAAUCAUCUAAUCAGCAUUGCCUUUAAAAGCUACAGAAACCCACCCUGGCUUCACAUUCUUGCUAAAGAAGACUUCUAGAGAGCAUGCUAAGGACCUUGCAUGUUGUGGACUAAAGGACAUGGAAUCAUUGUGACUGAAGCAUAACAGUGGAAAUCUUGAAAGGGCACUUGUGGGUGUCAGCCACAGACUUGUGUUUGGAAGGGAUCCGAAGGCAGAAGCUUUUGUGGAACGUAAGAAUGCUGAUGGAAACACUGUUAACAGAACUGAGAGUAUUGACCCCAUGGACACAGGAUGAAGACUCCGCAUCCUUUCUGAACUUUGGCCUAAGUUGGUGCAUGAACAAGAACAGCCGACACCUGCGACUUCACCAUGGCUGACAGCAAGAGUUGGAACGCAGAGGACAGUGGUUAUGCAGCUAUGAAGGAUUCGUCUAUUGAACUAUGAGCCAUUAGAAGGAUAUUGGAAGACAAAAAGACUUGUCAGUGGAAGUGUAGAUAUACUGACAAGCAGUCACUAUUUGGUCAUGAAGAAAAACUUCUUUGUACAUUAAUGUCAACGGUGGAAGCCAGAUACUUGUAUUGAAGAACAGGUAUCUGCUGGAUGGAACCUUUGUCUAACUUCUGUUCUAUUUUGGUAUUUAUGUCUAGAGAAUUUGUUUGCCAUGAAGAAUGAGUGAUCCUGGGUAAAGGAUUGGUUUAUAUGUUAAUGCCCCUUAUGCUUUCCUCCCCCCCCCAACCUUCCAUCAGUUCUAAUAACUGGCUUUGUAUUUUCUAGGUCCUCUCUUCUAGCUUAUACAUAUGCAAAUGUUUAAACUUCUUGUUUUGCCAUAUUUAUUCCUGUUAAAUCCUCUUAGAUAAAGCAGGUUCUGGUGAUGGUACACAAGAAGUAUCUAAGCCUCUUCCUUCAGAAGAGAGCCUAGCUGAGGCUGAUCACUCUGCUCAGGAAGAGAUGGAAGCUAACGUGUCUGUGAAAGAAGCUGAGGAUGAUAACAUAUCGGUUACAGUCCAGGCCGAAGAUGCCAUCACUCUGGAUUUUGAUGGGGAUGACCUUCUAGAAACAGGUAAAAAUCUGAAAAUUACAGAUUCAGAAGCAAAUAAGCCAAAAGACGGACAAGAUGCCAGUGCACCGAACCUGGAGAAGGAAAGCAAGGAUUAUGAGAUGACAGAGAACCAUAAAGAUGGUAAGAAGGAAGACUGCGUGAAGGGGGAUCCUGUCAAGAAGGAAGCCCGAGAAAGCUCGAAGAAAGCAGAAUCUGGAGACAAAGACAAGGAUACUUCGAAGAAAGGUCUCUCGUCUACUGGGGCCUCAGGUCAAGCAAAGAGGUUUGUCUUUCUAUGUCAGUUCUUUAAGAUACUGCCAGCAUUCGAUAAGAUCACUCUGCAUUAAGGGGGUAGCAGCAAGAAACUUAUAAUUAGUAUCUUAUGCUCCUGCCUAUAAAAUGUUUUGACGGCCAUAAGUUACCUGUGUGUUCCUUAAAAAAAAAUCGGGAUCUUCAUAUAUGCUUUGUCCUGCUGGCUGCAUUGGCGAAUUGACAGCAUUUUAUUUUUUAUUUUUUCAAAUAGUCAAGUUUUAUGUAUCCUUGUGAUGAUGGUAAUGAACAACUCUCAGUUCUGAGAAACACCAGUAUGAAGUCAAGUCCCAGUCCUGAAAGGUGGAGAAGAUUACCAUAUCCACUGAAUAAAAUUGUCAGAAAAUCUAGAUCUUCGGGCAUCUUGGGGAAAAUCAGUGCAAGAAAACCAUGAUGAGGGAAAAUCACUUUUCCUCAAAUAACAGUCCAGCCCUCCUUUUUUUUGUUUUUGUUUCCUUUUUUUGAAAUGACUUGCUUAAUAAUGUAAGAUUCUGGACAAGCAAAUUCUGCAUGUUCAAUUUUCUUUGAUUUGUUCCUCCUUUUAGCUCUACUAAGGAAUCUAAAGAAAGCAAGGCUUCAUCAAAGGAUGAAAAAGGUAAUGUGUCCUUCGUGAUAUGUUGCUAUCUUGGAUCUGGCAGCAAGGCCAUGAGACUAGAACGCUUCAGGGGUGUUUCUGCCUGUCCCGGAGGGGGUGAUGCUUAUGCCCUCCUCACCUUCAGGUUUUUUCCUUUCCGCUAUACAGCCUGGCUUCAAUUAGCUGAUUUGAAAGGGGUUUUUUUACACAGCAGGCUACUUCUAAGUGGGGUGGUAUGACUGUACAGUGGUGCCCCGCAAGACGAAUGCCUCGCAAGACGAAAAACUCGCUAGACGAAAGAGUUUUCUGUUUUUUGAGUCGUUCCGCAAGGCGAAUUUCCCUAUGAGCUUGCUUCGCAAGACGAAACGUCUUGCGAGUUCUUGCGAGUUUGUUUCCUUUUUCUUAAAGCCGCUAAGCCGCUAAUAGCCGUGCUUCGCAAGACGAAAAAACCGCAAGACAAAGAGACUCGCGGAACGGAUUAAUUUCGUCUUGGGAGGCACCACUGUAGUUACUUUAGAUGACCAGAUGUCAAUCUUGCUCCACUGCUACUUUUUAUGCUAUUGAGUGAGUGGGGAAACAUUGUAGAAGCAAAAGUGUUCCUUCCAUUGCUACUAACUUGUGCCUGUGUCUUAACAAACGUUUCCCCAAGCAUCUUUGUGGAGUAGGAGGAUCCUACUGAAUAUAUCCUUAGUUGUAUUCCAAAUAUUGUUUGUUACUCGAAAAAUGUGUCAUGCAUCCAGUUGAUGAUUACAUUGCUCUGUUGUAUUCUCAUCCUAGAAAGAAUCUAUAGAUUGUUCAUGCUAGGUAGUAAAGUUAAUUGUAAAUGAAAUUUUAAAUAGAAGACAUCUUCAUUUGAGACAAUGGUCUCCUUACAAGAUGGCAUCUGAAAUGAGGUGAGAAAUCCUAGGCUUGGGCAUUUGACUGGUCAGGUACAGUCAGCAAAUAAGUUAACUUCUUUAAAUUUAGUGGAUUACUAUAACUUAACAGUUUUUGGUAAGGUUUUUGUAACUGAACAAUUUCAGUGGGCAGUGUCUUUAGUUUCCCCCCUGGAAUACUUAGGGCGGCCUAUCAUUAUACUUUUUAAAAAUGAAUUUCAAAUAAGUAAAACAAAAUAACAGCACAAUAAAAAAAAUCAGUUGUGCUAAUAGAGCCAAUUCUUCAAGCAUGAGCUUCAUUAUGAAGGAGAUGCUGCCUGGUUUCUGGAGUAAGCAGGAUUGAGACAUAGGCUAUCCUUGGCAAGGGCAUUUGCCACUAACUGCUUAUAUUCCUAUUUGGAGGAGCCUGCAGUUACUGCAGCCGGUCCAUAGAAGCAGCUUUGCACUGCUCCUGUGUGUUUGCCCCUGACUACUGCAAGGCUUGGCUGCAAACUGCCUUUUCUGCCUCCCUUGCUAACAAAUGGCACCAUCAUGAAAUAAAUGCAAUAUAGUGGCAUUCUGAGUUGCAUGGAAUAUUUGACAAGUCUGCUGACUAUCCUGCAAACCUAAUAGAUCAGGGGUCAGCAACCCUUUUCAGCCGUGGGCCAGUCCACUGUCCCUCAGACCAUGUGGUGGGCCGGACUAUAUUUUUGGGGGGGGAAAUGAAUGAAUUCCUAUGCCCCACAAAUAACCCAGAGAUGCACUUUAAAUAAAAGGACACAUUCUACACAUGUAAAAACAUGCUGAUUCUCGGACUGCCCACGGGCCGGAUUGAGAAGGUGCUUGGACCACAUCCAGCCCCCAGGCCUUAGGUUGCCUACCCCUGUAAUAGAUCCUUGCUUGAAAUAUGUCCUCAGCCAACAUAACUUGAUGCAAGAAUGCUAACUAAUGGGUAUUUAAAACAACAACAACACCAUGAAGUUUGUAAGGUGUAAUUUUUAAAAAAUGGAGGCACAUACCUGUCUUUGUCUUCUCAAAGGUAUCUUAGAAUAGUCUGCUUGUUGGGACCAUAGAAUAGUAGAGUGUUGACUAAUCUGAGCUGUGGCGGUUCUCUAGGAGCUCGUGAGAAAAGGGUCUUUCUCGUCACCUGCUAUCUGAGUGGUUUCUGGAUGUGCUUGCUUUAGAAAAUCUUUAAAAGCGCAUCGUAAGUGUCUUUGCUGCUGUAAAAUUGGUGGCACAGAUUGCAUACCCUCCAAAUCUCCCCUCUUGCUCUCUGAUCUUGGUCUUUGUGCACCGUUUGCUUAUUAAAAGAAAAUUGUGGGUAGAAGUCAUCUUCCAAAACUGCACUUUACCACUUGAAUGCUAGUUUUUAAUAUUGACACUGAAAUGUUCUGUGAAAUUUGUUUUAGGAAGUGCAAGCAGUGGGAGCAGCAGCAGCUCUACUAAGAACUUAUGGGUUAGUGGCUUGUCUUCUAACACAAAAGCCGCUGACUUGAAAAAUCUCUUCGGCAAAUAUGGGAAGGUAUGGUUCCGUUUAACAGUAUCAGUUAAUGAAUAUGACGUUGACUGAGGUUGCAAACAGUGUUCACACACUUGGGAGUGGUAUGGCUUUAAACACAAACAAACAAAUAAUAGUUUCACUUAAAAUAGCCUAGAUUUGAAUGUAUUGCUUAAAGUCUGCACAUCUCAGAACUGAAUCUUGACUGUUGAGCUAAAACCUACUUUUCUAUAUAAAAGAACAAGCCAGAAGCAAAAAAAUAAAGACUUCAUACAAUAACCUAUUAUGUGCAAACUAUGAGUACUUGGACAUUCAGCCAAAGAGUGUGGAGACCUAAUUUUCCAUCUUCUGGAGAGAAAUGCUAUUUUGUCCAGCUACCAGUCUUUUCUUCUGGAAUGUAUUUGGCACUUACUCUUUAAGAAACUGAUCUUACGUAGUGUCCUUGCAUGUGAACAGGAAGCCGGGCCAAAAUAUUUUAACUUAAAAUUGUUCCCCUACACAGUGUAGUAGGCACCAAAGGCUUGUGGGCUAUAUAACCAGAGGACUUGAGAGCAUAAGAGCCCUUCUGGUCCAACAUCCUGUUUUCACAGGGUGUAGCCGACUCACCCCACUAACUGCCCCCAAUUCAAUACAGCAGGCCCACUGCACAGUACGCGAACAAAUUUCUUCCAUUUACCACAGGCUAUCUUGUGGGGGCCUUGUGUGAGGGGAACUUUGUUUCAGGGAAUCUCAGGCAGGAGUUGAUCAAACAAGGAAAGUUUUAUUUACAAAAAGAGAUUGGUGAAACAAAGUUGGGUUAGGAAGAAGUUAACUUUUACUUAAACUAAAUAUAAAGAUGUCACAGGCUUAAACACAGUAGUAUAUGCACAUCUUUUCUUAAACUUCAGUUGCUAAAUAUCGGUUGCUGCACUUGAGGUAAAUGUUCCAGUUUCUAGAAUAGGUGGUGAAAUGCUUAACUCAGUUUCUCUUGUUCCUUUACUUGGUUAUGACAGGUCUUUUAGUUAAAUACUUUGGACACGGCACAGCUUCCUUCACGGCUUAAUGCUCUGUUUCGUGAUCUGUUUCAUCCUUUACCCCCUCUCUUAGCAAUCCCACUUCUGAGGUAUAAGAGACUUUGGAAUCCUCUUAGCUGGCUUGGGAGUCUUCUUUUCCUAGAAGAGCUCUCCCUGCCUGACGGGAAGGAGACGCAAGGGAAUUGUAGUCCCACAGCUUCUCCCUCCCCUGCUUAGACUCAGCCCUCCAGGCAACUCCUGUCUCCUCACACGGUCCUCCUCUCUUCAGUACGAGGCUCCUUCCUCUAGCUACAGAUAUUCUCCGCAGAGCGGAUGCUAAACUCACAUUUGAACCACUCUCUUGGACAAACCCAUUCCUAAUCCCUUUCUCCCAUCUCAAACCAAACUAAACCCUGUCUCGCUCCAGCUCUUUCUCUUCUCUAUCCCCAUCUCAAGGCUUCCUCAGAAGCUGCUCCUUUUAUGUGCCCCCCAUUCUGCUCCUCCCCCCUCUGUGGCCAGCUGACUUUGUAGCCAAUCAGAAAGAGGCUUCAACCCUCUGGUGGAACUCUGAGGGACCUCCCAUCACGUAGGGGCCAACCAAAAGCCUAUAUGGGAAGCCUGCAAGCAGAAUCUGAGUGCAACUGUGUUCGCCUCAGUUAUGCUUGCCAGCAACUGAUGUAGUGGAUUGCAUCCAGUUAAAUUCUACUCAGAGUAGACCUAUUGAAAUGGACACACCCAAGUUAGUCAUGCCCAUUAAUUUCAUUUAGUCUACUUGGCGUAUGACUAACAUUGGAUACAACUUGCUGCCUCCAAUAUGCUCCCGGGGAGUAGAAAGUCUCUAGUUGCAGGUGGAUCUUUAAUUUUGUUAAAGUAACAGGUAAGUGUGCAUGCUCGUCUUGUUCAGAAACUACAGAAAUUACAGUGGUACCUCAGGUUACAUACGCUUCAGGUUACAGACUCCGCUAACCCAGAAAUAGUGCUUCAGGUUAAGAACUUUGCUUCCGGAUGAAAACAGAAAUCUUGCUCCGGCGGCGCGGCGGCAGCAGGAGGCCCCAUUAGCUAAAGUGGUGCUUCAGGUUAAGAACGGACCUCCAGAACGAAUUAAGUACUUAACCCGCGGUACCACUGUAGUUUGGAGUCCAUCACUGUCUGGAGGCCCAGCAGUUCCCCAUCCUGACUUUAAUACUACCUCAGGGAAUGUUACUAGCUAAGAAGCAUAUUUUCUUCCCUUCCUUUUAAAAAACUGUUUGCCCCAUGUUCUUCCAUGUACACUCACCUUCAAUUGAAGAGACUGGCAGGCCGGGUUAGCAAAAACUGAGUUCCAAGCCUGGCUCCUAAUGGUUGAAAGUAAAGCAGAUGCCACACUAAGUGGUGGCAGCAAUUGAUGCUAAAGUAAAUUUUGAGAGCCAGCAACGCUAACCUGUUGAAGUUUCAGGGAAGGAGACAGAGAGAUGCCAGUGCUCUUUUCUUCUCUACCCACUUUCCAGUAAGGGGCAUAAACUACUAUUCAUGCCCAGCCUUUUCAGGUUAUGACAGUCAAAAAUAGCAGGCUAUCAUAACACUAGAUACAGGAGGAAGAGGAUAUGGGUUUGUAUGUUGGAACAAAGAUCGUACAUCUUGAUGUAAACGAGCAGCAGUUAAGCAAAGGGAUGAAAAUAGUGACCUCUUUAGUAAUGCAAGAGGAUCUCACACUUGUCAAAGUGUAUCUCACCAUUUAUCUAGAAGACAAUUUCUAAACUGCCAAGUCAUCUAAAAUAUAAUGGCAUUGUACAAUAUUAUAAUUAAUACGUAAGAUCAGUAUUUACAGUGCAAAUAGCCAAUUCUGCAUUCAAUUAAUCUCUAAAAAUGCUUGGCAAAACCGACAGUUUCAGCAGACAACAGACUAUCACAAUCCUCAGGUUUCAGUAGAAAGUGUUCUAAAGCCCUGGAGCCACUUUGCUUUAUUUAAAAAAAAAGAAAAGUAUUGGUUCACAAAAAAUAAACAAGUGAUAACUGUGUGACAGUCGGUAGGGCUUCUCCAGAUGAUGGUAGUGUAUAAGGGACAAUGUGGUCCUUCAAGUAACCUGGUCCUAGGGUUUUUAGGACUUUACACACAAACAGUGGUAUAGGCAUAGGAAUUGUGCACAUGUGCACAGUGCUGAACCCAGAAGUGACCCGAAAAGUCACUCAGCACGUCACAGAAAGGGUGGGGUGGGCUUAUACAUGCAUGGGUGCUGGGAAUGGAACCUCUGUGCAAAAUGCUUGCCUACUGUACUUUGAAUGUAGCGCCAUAAUAUACUGGAAGCCAGUGCAGAGCUUUCACCACUGGUGUAAUGCAGCUGAUGCAGAGCUAGUGUAACCAGAAGCCACACCCAACAUUCUGCACUUGCUGCAAUUUCUGAGCCAGCCUCAAGCGUAGCCCCACAUAGGGCAUAAUACAAUAGAGGUUACCAAAGCCCACAUCACUGUGACCUUAGUAUCCAUGUCUGGGAAUGGUCAUAACUCAAUCUGAGGAAAAGCACUUGGCCACUGAGGAUGUGGUUUUUGCCAUAUAAACUGCCUAAAAUGGGCUCGUAAGAAAGGUACAUUUUAGCAGGGCUGUUCCCCUACCAGCAUCAUGCCCAAGCUUGCAUGUAUCAUUCAUGCAUUCUGACCACUUUCUUGGUGCAACAGUAAUGUUCACUUGUUUUUCUUUGCAAGAAGACAGGUGUCAUCAUCACACACACACCUCGACUAAAAAGCUGCUUUUCUCCUGGCCAGCAAACCUGAUGUUGAGGCAUACAAAUUGCCAGGUCUAAUGUGGCAUCAGAUCAUAAUGACAUAACUUGUCUGUGAAUUUUUCUCUGGCUGUCCCAGUGCAUGAGAUGUAUGCAGCCUAGUUGCUUACUGAUAUUUAGGUAUUGCCUCAGGAUGUAGAGUAGCAAAUGAUGAAGAUGUCAGUUUAAAACCAUGACUGUUUCCAUUUCUUUUUCUUACAGGUUCUUGCUGCAAAAGUGGUGACCAGUGCCCGGAGCCCAGGAGCCAAGUGCUAUGGCAUUGUGACCAUGUCAUCGAGCACAGAAGUGGCAAGGUGUAUAAGCCAUCUUCACCGUACAGAGCUGCAUGGGCAACAAAUUUCCGUUGAGAAAGUAGGUGUGAUGUGCGCUCUCUUAACAGACAGGGGCAAUAUCUGUGGAGGGGAAGAUGCAUCUCUUCAAGAAACUGGGAGGGAAGAACUUAUCCCUUCAGAAGAGGGAUGCCACCUCCUUGACUGCUCAUUGGGCCUUGCUGACCUGUUCCAACCUUGAGGAAAUGGGCUGGGUUUAAAGUAGAUGCCGUUGGAAGUGAACUCAAUCUGAAACUAAGCCAGGCUGCACAUUUCAUAUCUAGACCAACAAACAGUUGGUCUGAUUUGGGAAGGGAAAUGCUUUAGCAGUUAGGCCGGCAUCCUACUGAAUUAUAACAGUGUUAAAUAAUUUGGAGCAAGUUCUUAUGUGACUCUCCUCCUACAAUGUAUGUAUGGGAUGGGCUUCCAAAAAUCAAAAAGGAGGAGCUGGAGCUGUAUUGGAAUUUGUUAUCCAUGGUUUCUCCAGGGUGCUGUCCUGUGAUCUUCUGUUUCCUCCUCCGCCUCAUACUCUUGAGUAGCAGUUGGCUGGAUAUAUAACAGAAAGCGAUGACUGGUGGCAAAAAGAAAUGCAUCCCGUUUAAAGUUUAUUUUAGUCCGUUGAGAAGUGGCUCUAUGCUACACGUCCUGGUUGGCAGUCAAUGUGUAACGUACUUACUUUUAAAAAAUAAAUUGCAGGUAAAAGGUGAUCCUUCCAAGAAAGAACUGAAGAAAGACAAUGAUGAGAAAUCUGGCUCUGGUAGAAAUCCUGGAGAAAAGAAGAUGACUUCAAGCGACAAAGCCAGCAAGUAAGAGCCUGAUCCUGCAACUUUUGUGUAACCAGAAUUUGUUUGGAAAAAACAUGAGCCCAAGUGCUGCUUCCUAGCAUGGCUAUGUGUUCCCUCUUUUUAAAACAAAAAUAAAAAAAUGGUUCAUUAGCAAAAGCUGGAUUCGGCAACCUAUAUAAAGUAUGCAGACUGAGGAGAUAUGCAUAAUACUGCUCUUGCUAGACAAGACAAGGGGCAAGGAGCUGUGUAGCAUGCUAAAUACUCACUCCCACCUACUAAAAAACUUCCUUAGUCACCUCUCUGGUUUGAGAUUUCAACCUUUUCUGCCCAUGUGCAUUCAAGCGUAUUUGAUAACCAUCUAUCAAUAAUCCAUCAGAACCAGAAACUUGCUUUUUCUUCAAAUUAUAGUUAUACAGGCAACCCUGAUUUUCUCAAGGGUUGUGUUGUUGGUCCACACGCACAUUAGCGGCACACAUAAUCCUGCCUCGUUUCACUUCCAUUCUGCCCUCUUCCAGGUCCAAAAGGACCCACACGUCAGUCACCGCCUGUAUAUAAAACAUGCAGUAACAAAGUUAUUGUGAAUUUUACUUUGCUCACUAACUCAGUCCAUAACUCAUAAAUUUCAAUCCAUUUAACUUUGUAACUUUAAUGGCUAUCCAAAGUCCUUCCCACUACUAAACAAAAAAAUAGUUUCUCAGAAAGUGAAUUCUAUACCACCCCUGUUUGUUACCUUUUUUAGGACCCUCUCCAAAAAGGAGGAUAAGAAAUCUGACAAAUCUGAGAAGAAAGAAAGCAAGGAUGGGAAGAAACCUGAAGGCAAAGAAGAGAAGAGUGACUAUGGAUCCAGUUGUCCUGCUCAAGACCCUAUGAAAACGGCAGAAGAAAAAAAGCGAAUAAGUAUGCAUUGCAGCUACUCUCCUUACAAACAAAUCUCGACCAUGUACUUGGGUCCCUACUAUAUUAUGCUAUUGCUUUUUAUGCUAAUGCUUUGAAAAGGAUUAGGCUGUAUAGUCAUACAUUUUUCAGGCAGUGAACUGGCAUUUUAACAGGUAUCACCUAGAGUUUCUCUUAAUGUUAACAAAUCUGCUUUGAAUAUUUUAGAGUGGAGUAGUGUUAGGCUCACUUGACACAAAAUGGUGGUGCAGGGGCAGCGCCAGUCAGAAAAUGGUGGCAUAUGAAGGCAGAAUUUGGCAGUCAGUUGAAAAUUACUGAUGUCACUUUCUAAUCUUACAUGCCUUUGGAAAUUGCUAAAUUCUUUGUCGCAGUGUUUUCAUUGUAGCAAGGAGUUCUAUGGUUCAGCUUUCCUCAAGUUAAGAACAGACAUUUGCACUGGAGGUAUUGUGAUUUAGCCUCCCCCCUUUCAGCAGAAUUUGCUGAUCCAGAAGUUCUAAAUGGGGAAGCCCUUUUCUUUUCCACUCUCACAUGCUCUCCAAAGUGUUUUUACCCAUCUCCUGUAAAUUCUUCUCCCAUUGCCCCCUUUCUCUUGUACUUUAUCCACAUGCAUACUGUAGUGCCAGCUUCUUUCAUCCCUCCUCCCUGAUUUUUUACUUUCACUUCUUCCUUCUAUAGCAGCUUCCCUAUCACACCCUCUUCCAUUCUUAUUCCCGGUUUGUUUGCUAUUAUUUAAUAGCAAACUUUUCUCUCACUUUCUAAUUUCCUUCAACACUUCCUCUGGCUCUUUCUUCCCUCUUCUCCCUGCUCCUCUCCCCACCCUGCACUCCAAACACUUCUGUCUCUUGGCCACUUUUACUCAGCAUGCAAAGAGUUGCUGGUACUGUCCUUGUUCCAGCCAAAAAGCUGUGGCAGGACUGGGAGGCAGGAGAGGCAAAGAAAGAGGUGUUGGGCAGGCUGUGGCCCUUAGGGCCAACCUAAAGAUAUUCCAAGGCCCACUAUUUAAGAACCAUGGAUCUAGAACAAUUAGCAUGGCUUCUUGUAAAAUCCAAAUCCAAAUUAGUUGGCCUUUACAUCAGAAAAAUUACCUUUAAAAUCUUUUUUUACAUGUUCCUGGAACAUAUACAGACUUAGCAAAAUGGCUUUUGUGUUUUUUCUUAUGUGAAUAAUUAAGCAUGUAAUUUAUCUUCCAAAGGUGUAAAAAGUCCAAGUCAUAUGGUAGUCCUAGACCAAACAAAAGGAGACCAAGUUCACACCAGGACAAUAAGAAGGGGACGGUUUGAAAAAGUAAGUAUUGCUCAAAACAUUAGUCUGUUUAGGCCCUAAUUCGGUUUUUGUGAGAGUUGGUUUUAGCUGAGACAGAGGAGUGAUGGGGUGCUGUGUCACAAAGGAGACUAGCUAACCACAAUUUGACUUCUUUCUGAAGCCUAGGCAACUAUAAGGCAGCUCUCACAGCAGAGUUUGGAAGUUCACUUACAAACAGUGAAUUUUUGCAAAAGUCUUGAUUAAAUGCUGCAGUCAAGAUUGCUAUGCAAGCAUCACUCCUACCUCCUAUGCAAUUGGCUCUUCUGGAGAAAGAUUUGAUGGGGGUCUGGAGUAGGAGGCACUUCCCACUUCCUCUUAGAGCCAGUCUUUCUCUUGCUGCCUCUGUAAGCAAACUUCCGUUUCACCUAAGACCCUGUUAUAAACUGUUCUUAGUGGGAGUUUGUUCUUUAUUUUACAGAGAAAGGGAGCUCUUGGGCAUUGGGACCCUUCAUAGUCUCCACAAGAAGCCAGAUGACUCUUGGCAUGCUGUAAACAUGUAAAAGUGUCUCUAAUUCUCAUAUUUAUAUAAAAAAAACUUGUCUCCAGCCACCUAUGUUAAGGAACAAAGAGCGUUUUCUUCAAGACAAAAUGAAGUUCAGAGACUACCGGGGCAGAAAGGACAUACUGCCUUUUGAGAAGAUGAAGGAGCAGAGAAUGAGGGAGCACAUUGUUCGGCUAGAGCGAAUUCGCCGUGCUGUAGAGUUACGAAGGUAGGAGGGAUGCUCGACACUUUGUCGCCAUCAAGCUUCUCAGGUGCUUGGGGAAGACACCACCUUGAGGCCAAAACUAGACUCUGGCAGUUGGACUCCUGUUUCCAGGCAUCUCAUUGGCACUGAGAGAGGCAGGGAUGAUCCGCAGGAUGGAAGUGGUGAAUGGGAGGAGGGGUGCUUAACCUUUUUGUCCUCCCAAGUUCUAGACAGGAGAGUUCAUGGCAAGCAUGUAGUCCUAUGUAGCUCCACCCUAAUAUGAUGGUUGCUAGUGGAAGAGGAGAAGAACAAAAGGUGACACCAGUGAAAUGCAAGAUGCUUCAGAAAUCAUUACUCACAAUGAUGUGGGAGAGAAGAGAGAAAUUGCAAAGUUUUCUGCACAAGUGCAGUUACCCCCACCCCAAAUUGCACACUCUGGAGGAACCCCAUGCCCCGUUAUAACAAACCCCAGAGCAUCCCUCAGAGCAGGUUGAUGUUACUGCCAUUGUCUGUAGAGAGUUCUCCGCCCAUCUUGCUCGCCAAAGCACAAGAAUCUGGCAAGUGUAUUCUGCAGUAACUUUUUCAGCGUUGCCGUAACCAUCAGUUGUGUGACUAACGAAGGAAGUCAAGUCCCAAAGGAACACCUUGUUCACUUGUUGGCCUUGGGCCUAAAAAGGCUGCCUGCAGCUGCCCCACCUUUGAAGCUCCCGCUUUUUGCAGGCGAAGAGAAAUUGCCGAGCGAGAGAGAAGAGAGAGGGAGCGCGUCAGACUCCUCCGUGAGCGUGAAGAGCGUGAGCGUUUGCAGAGGGAGAGGGAGAGGCUGGAAAUUGAGCGGCAGAAGCUGGAGAGGGAACGGAUGGAACGAGAGCGCUUGGAGAGGGAGCGUAUCCGUAUUGAGCAGGUGGGUUUCCCUCUCUUUUAUUUUCUGUUGCUUGCAGUCUCUAGCUUCUUUGAAGGGUGUUAGCACUAGUUCCCUAGUAACAGAGACUCCCACCAGGUGCUUUCUCUGUCACGUAGAGCCCAGGAACUUGUCUGCUUCUUUACAUAGUUGAACUUUCUGGGAUACGUUUUGGUGCUAAGGUCCAGUUUCUGCCAUUGCAACAAAAUAUGCAAAUUGAGCCGAGUCUGCCUAGUCUUAAUUAGCACAACUUGGUCCAUCAGUAAUGGCAUGAUGGGAGGAACCGAUGGGGACCAUGAAGAAGGAUAUGAGUGCAGCUGAAUACUUUUUAGUAUUGGAUUGUUAGGUUAUGUGGUUUCUGAGGAGGGCUGGUAACAUCAGCAUUGCACUUUGUGUUGAAACCCUUUCAAAACACCAGGCACAUCCACUUCGCUGCUCCUUUGGAUCACUUUGAGCUCUUGUAUAGUUGUCGGUGCUAAUUCUGCUACUUUCCCAAUUGUAGCUGAAGUUCUAUGGCAGGGAUGGGGCACUGGUGGUUCUCCAGAUGCUGCUGUACUACAACUCCCAUCAGCCUCUGCCAGUAUGGCCAAUGGUCAGGGAUGAUGGGAGUUGCAGUCCAACCUCUGGAGGGUCACAGAUGUUCCCCAUCUGUGUCCUCUGGCCUUCCCAAUGGGUUAACUUCUUCCAGUGCUCUUUAGAGAUUCUUUCUCUUCUCCUGGCUAGGAGCGUCGCAAGGAAGCAGAGCGGAUUGCUCGCGAAAGAGAAGAGCUUCGGCGCCAGCAGCAGCAGCUUCGUUAUGAGCAGGAGAAGAGGAAUUCCCUGAAACGGCCUCGGGAUGUUGAUCACAGGUAGUGCUUUUUUUCUUUUCAGGCUGGAUGCCUGCUCCUCUGUCCCAUCGGCCCUGACAAAGCACAAAACAAAUAAAUGUGUGUGGCAGCUUGGAGUCCUAACAGCCGUGUGUCUCUUCCCCACCCCAUUAGGAGAGAGGAGCCCUACUGGAAUGAAAGCAAAAAGAUUUCCUUGGACACAGAUGCACGUUUUAGCCAUGGGUCUGAUUACAGCCGGCAGCAGAACCGCUUUAGUGAUUUUGACCACCGAGACAGAGGGCGAUACCCAGAGGGUACCGCAGUGCAGACUUCCUUUGACAGGUAUGCUUGGGGAUGAUGGUCGCAAAAGUACAUUCUGAUGUUGUCAUGAUUCAGUAAUGGAAGGGUGGCCUCAAGUGGAGCAGACUUCCUCAGGAAGUUGUGGACUCUCCUUCAUUGGAGGUUUCUAAGCAGAGAUUGGAUAGCCAUCUGCCAUGGAUGCUUUAGUUGAGAUUCCUACAUUGCACUGGGUUAGAGUAGAUGAGCCUUCUAUAUCUAUGAUUCUAAGUGCCCCACAAUCAUUUUCAUCCUGGGAUACAGUUUCCACCAUUCAAAUGUGUGUUCCCUUAGUUAGAGAGGACAAGGUAUUCUGAUUCUUGAAGUGUGAUCUCAGAAAUAAGUUAUUAUUACAGCUGGGAAGUUGCUGUUUGUUACACUAGUGCCGGGGUCGGCAACCUAAGGCCCAUGGGCCACAAGCGGCCCAUGGGGGUCAUUUAACUGGCCCAUGUACUCCCUCCGCCCGCUCGGUCGGCUCCCAUGCAUGGCGCAGAGCAGGGACCGCCUUCCGCAACGAUGGCCAGCUUCCCAUUGGCUGCAGGAAGCUCCUGCAGCCAGUGGGAAGCUGCGCACGCCUCCUCCGCACCAGAAGGAGCGCCGGAAAUAGCGUUUGCACAUGCACACACACACUGACCCACCGCAGCGUCUGCGGGACCGUGAACUGGCCCAAGCCACAAAAACUUUGCCAACCCCUGCACUUGUGUGUUCUUGGGUAAUGGGAAGUGUAGUCCAACAAUAUCUAUAGCAGAGAUGGGGAAUCUGGUGCCUUCCAGCAUUGCUGGAUACCAGUUCCCAUCAGCCCCAGCUAGCCUGGCCAGUGGUCAAAGAGGAUGGCAGUUGUGCUCCAACGGCAUAUGAAGGGCACCAGAUUCCACAUCCCUGAUCUUGGGUAAGAAAUAGAAAUCAACAUGCUCUGAAUAAAACAUAGUGACUGCCUUGGGAUCUUUCCCCUGUAUUUCUGCUGUCUUUUGUUUUCAAAACUGUUUUUGUGGGUCUUUCAACCGUAAUAAAGAAUGUGUGUGUGAUCUUGGGGGCACCAUAUUGGCUACUUGUGCUAGGCUCUGAUUUUCAAGAUGAUAAGUUUGCAGUGUGAUCUGAAGCAUGUUUACUCAGGUGGCAGUGGGAUUUACUCUGGGACAGAGGAGAGGAUCUAGUAGAUUUCUGCAUGGAUUGGCGAAAGUGACUCUCAACUGUUAAACAAUAGUAGCAACACAAAAGCUCCCCCCUUCUUAAUUACCUUAGUUCUGCUAGUAUCAAUUCUGUGAUACUGAAAAUAAAUUUCUGGGCUGAGCAUGUGCUUACAUUGCUCCUAAAUACUAGCUCUUAAACACCCCCCUCCCGAGCCCUGGUUGGUGGAUUUCCGCUUGCAGGCUCAACUUUGUGCUUUACUAGAAGCCCUAGAAGUCUGCCCACCCUCAGGCUACUCUGGUUACUUGCAGCUGUAUCCCUAAUAUCCUCAUAAUGAUAAAUCAAGCAGCAAAGCACCUUGGGGUAUGGCGGGCAGAUGCUGUGCCAGACACAGAACCAGUUUAGGGAGUGACCCUUAAUCUGAAAAACUCUUGCCUUUCUGAACAGGCGGGAACGAUUUGUCAACCAAAGUGAUGGGAAAAAAGCUCGGCCAACCACCAGAAGGGAGGAGCCUGGGUUUGAAAGAUACCCAAAAAGCUUCAGUGAAUCCAGAAGAAAUGAGCCCCCUCAGCCCCGAAACGAACUCCGUGACAGUGACCGGCGGGAAGUGAGAGGAGACCGCGAUGAGAGGAGGACUGUGAUAAUCCAGGACAGACCUGAGAUCCCUCAUGGCCGUCACCCACGAGAGGCUGGGACCAACUCAUCCCGGCAGAGUUCUUGGAAGGGUGAAGGAGGCAUCAACCCUGACAAGCGAGAUGCCAGGUGAUUCUUCAGCCUGGGUUAAUAGCUGGGAUGUGCAGGUUCAUUCCUGCCCAAAACUUGGGGUGGGGAUAUGUAUAGGUGGCUGUAAUUCACCAAGACAGAACAGGUAUGGCUCUGUUGCCCUUUCUUCAACUGGAAAUUCUUCAGAGUGUGGGAUGUGCUGGGUAGAGAGGGAAGAUCUUGCUACUUUGCCCUGGCCCAUUUGCAGCCUGUCACUUGUGCAUCAGCCUGGCUGUGUAAGAAUCGGAGUGCUUUUCCUCAAUAUGUUGGGUCUGUGCCUGUUCUAUAAGAGGCCUUCAGGCUCAUUAUAUUUUGAUCCUUGAUAUGCUCCAACGCAUUAAUACUUAAUUUCUAACCUAGAUUUCUUUUAACACACUUCUUUGGGUGCCAUUCUUGGCAGUGAACAGCAUGACUUGCAUGUGCCUAAACUGAGCAAAUGCCAUGUUAAAUGACUGGGAUUCCAUGUCAUCUUCUAUUUUGCAUACUGGUGAGCAAAUGGACAAUAUAGGCCCUUCAAGUCACAGUUAGAAAGAACCCUCUUGAGUGAGGUGAUGCUUGCCUGGUCUGCAGAUUUCCUUGCCAAGCAGGGGCGAUUUUCUAAACCUAGUUGGGACAGGCCAAGCGUUACUUUCCUUCCCCAGUCAGCAGGAGGCAAACUAGAUUGCUUUAUAUUUUUGGCACAUUUAGACUGCAGCCAGUCAGCUAAUGGAAACACAUAUGGGGUUGGCUGGAAGUGCACAGAUAGUAGGAGAGAAUUGUUUGCACUUCCACAAUUUGAGGAAGGCAACUUUAUUCUAAGGUGUUAAGAGCAAUGAGUAAAAUGGAGCCCCCCCAAUUCAAGGUGUGAAUUAUUACUUACUGUACCGUGUUGACUCUUUCCUUCCGCAGAGAGAGGCCAGAAAGAUCAGGCCGAGAAGUCUCUGGACAUUCUGGGAGUCGUAGCAGCACAUCUGGCUACGGAAGCCGGGAAGCAGAGCGCAGUGUGAUGGAGCGUGGAAGUGGGGGGCAGGUAAAUGGAAGGGGGCCUUUGCUCACUUGGUGGAACGUGGCAGGGGGCCAUAAUUAACAUGCAUAUUCUGAUUAGGAAUGUGGUGAUUGGUCUUUGUUGCAUUUUCUGUAAGGUCACUUGCGCAGAGGGAAAGGCAAGGUAGUUUUCGUCUGCUAAUUUGGGGUCUAGUUUCACUUCAUUUGUAUACCACCUUCUGGCCAAAAUAUUUGACCCUUUAGGCAACUGAUACUAUAUUGCUACUACAUUCUUUAAAAACCCAUCAAAAUAAUGAAAAUGAUGAAUCACUAAGAGAAGCAGAAAACUGUUCACUUAGUAGCAUGACAAAAACAGAAGUAUCAAAGCAAAGCAGUGAGGUAGCCAAGUGGGUUGAUGAUACCAAAUGGUUCGAGAUAGAUGAAAUAAAAAGGGAUUGUGAGGCGUUCAGAAAGGCUCUCUCUAAACUGGCUGAAUGGACAGUAAAAUGGUUAGCCUAAUUCAGCAUAAUCAAGUGUAAAUUGACAGGGGGGGGGGAAUCUUAACUCUGAAUUAAUGGAGACUCUUUAGGAAUGAAUCCCUGGGAUUGUAGUGGAUAGCUUGAAAAUGUCAACACUGUGGCAGCUGGAAAAAGUGGAUUUCCUGCUAGGAGUCAUUAGGGAAAGAAUUAAAAAUAGAACUGCCAAUAUCAUACUGCUGUCAUGCAAAUCUGGUGUGACCACAUAUGGAGUACUGUGUACUGUUCUGAUCGCCUCACUUCAAAAAGGAUAUUGUAGAGUUGCAAAAGUUUCAGAAAAGAGCAACCAAAAUGAUCGUGAGGAUGGAGCAACUCCUUUAUGAGUAAAGGUUACAGCAAGACAAAAAAAAGUACUUCAUAUAGUGCAUAGUUAACUGUUGUAGUGAUGGACACCAAUUUGGAUGGCUUUUAAAAAGAGACGUAGACAAAUUAUUUUUGUGUUCUGCCUCCCCUGUCAAAAGCAUUAUGAUUCUAAAUGCCAGUUGCUGAGAAUCGUAAGUGGGGAGAGCACUGCUGCACUGAGGUUCUGCUUGCUUAGAGGCCGCUAUGAGAACAGGUGGCUGGACUAGAUGGGCUUUGGGUCUAAUCUAGCAAGGCUCUUCUUAUGUUCUGUGCUCCUGGUGAGUGAAUGGCAGCUGGGCCUGGCAGACUUCGUAGGGAAGAACAUUGAGAGGAUGGACCACCAGUGAGGGAGCCCUGCUUGACGCAGCCACAAGGGCAGCCUCUAAAAGCUGUUCUGACUCAAGAGUCUCCUGGGGUGGCCCCCACAAAUGGGGAAGUCAUUUUAUGGAAAAGGCUUUUCCAACUUGCUGUGCCCCCAGAUUCUUUAGGGCUGAAAAGUCAAGAAGCAGCAUUGCAAAGUUUGUCUGGCAACCAGUACAGAACGCACUGUUUCUAAAAGCCAAGCUGCUGCCUUUUGACAGGCUGGUGCAUUGGGGUGGUCACUGAGCCCAAGCUGGUGACUGCUGUAUGAUCGUAUGAUUGGUCGAUUGCAUUUAUAUCCUACCUGCUUCUCCAAGGAGCUCAAGGUGGUGUACAUGGUUUGCCCCCACUUCAAUUAAUCCCCACACAAUAAUCAUGUGAGGUAGGUUAAGGUUGAGAGGCAGGUCACCCAGGGAGCUUCAUAGCCAAGUGGGGAUUUUAACCCUGGUCUCCAAGGUCCAGGUCUGACAGUCUAACUACUACACCACACUAGCUCUCAUUUUUUUGUGAGUAAAACCUUGUCUUGCCGGGCUGAUGUUGUCUGCUCUGUGCUUCCUGCCUUCACUUGAUUUUGGGAAGCGUGAUUAUUGUACAGUAGAGUCAGAGCAGAUGGAGGGGAACGCUUCACCUUUUCCCUGGAGAGCCACCUUAGGCAUCACACUCUGAGGAGAAAUCCUCAGCAUUAGCGGUUGCUUAACAUGGAAGGAUGGGUGUCCAGUUGAACAGAAGCCCUCUUUUCCCAUCUCCCCACCCACCAUAGUCCCUUUUGUUCUUCAGAGAAAAAUCAAGAACAGAAAUGUGUAUUCCUCCUAAUGGGCUGUGCAAAGCGCUUUGCAUGCUAGCCUCUCGUUAUAUCCAAAUUUGAGGUUUUCUUAGUGCAACAUCCAAGACACAAUGCAUGCAAACUCAGAAUAUCGGUGCAAAAAGUGUACCUAUGUGGGUGUUGUCCUUUAUAGUCCAAGGGCUGAACUUGAGACAAAUUGAAAGCCCCUGAUGUAGAACAUGAUUUGCAGAACAUUUCCUGCUUUUGUUGGCGCUGCUCCUCUGAAGUUCUUCCGAAAGAGCUGCGAACCUUCCCAGGAUGCACAUCUAGAGAACGCUGUACUGGAGCCAAGUGUGUGCAGCUGUUCUUCCUUUGGGUCCGUUUAGGAAACACAAGUCAAAAGGUGGUGGCGCUAGCAGAGUAACCUCCCGUGUCCCUUUCUAGCAUUAUAAUGAAGAUCGCCACGUGGUUGAGCGGCAUAGCCGUGACGCUGGACCAAGGAAAGAAUGGCACGGGCCCAGUUCACAGGGCAGCAGCUAUCACGACACAAGGCGGAUGGGAGAUGGCCGAGCAGGAGGUGGCAUGAUGUCUCCCCACUCAAGGUACCUGUGACGCUUCUUGCUUCCCCACACCCUAAAAUAUCACACUUCUGAGGUUGCUUCUAAAACUCAGCUUUACAUAUAGGGCUGAAAAAGGUCACAUUCAGAUUCAAGGAGCACCCACCUGAUUGGUGUGCUGGGGUGCCCAAGUUUCCAUUAGGACGGUGUAUGCCACCCGCUCCCCAUAACUGGUUCGGAGCCCACUUUGAAUUGGCCCUGAGCUCUGGAUUUCAGUCUAAAAAAGAAAGCUUCAGGAACCCCAGCAACUUGCAUUGAGACACCAAAAUCACCAUUUUCUUUACAUGGGUGUGAGGAAUUUGGAGACAUGGUAGCCCCUAUAAGAGGGGUUUAACUCUGCCACAUUUCAGGCAGGUGGUUUACUUUUUUACUCUGGAUCACCCCGGAUCUCUGAGGCAAUGCCGGAUUGGGUACUCUGCCCCCACUGCUGGCACAAGUCUGAGUUGCCCUGAUUGAGGAUGGGAUUCAGUGCAGACUUUGGAACUCUGUUCCUAGAGAAGUUGGACUGGCUCCCUCCUUGUCCUUCUGUCAGCAGGUGAAUACAUUUUUAUUCCAGCAGAUCUUUAGGAACUGGCUGUUGAAGGAAUGGUUGGUGCUGUGGAGUUUUUAAUGUUGUUAUCAUCUGUAUUUUUAGUAGUUUUUAUAUAGGAUUUUUUCUAUUUGUGUUCAAUUACUGUUAAAUGAAUAUCUUGCCAAUGUUUUUAGCUUUUUAUCUUUAAGCCACUUGAGUCCCAGUCUAGGAAAAAGAUGGGAUAGAAAUAAAUGUAAUAACAAUAAUUCCUACGACUCAGUGGAAGCUUGGCAGUACAGUUGAGUAAGCUUUGCAGAGAGUUUCAUGACCGCAUAGAAUAUUGUCUGAAUCUAGUUGGGCUUUGGAAACACAUGAAACUUAACUACUCAUAUUGUUAGUUUGUAACCAUGAUGCCUGAGCAGAUAAAGCUUGACCAGUGAGGAAAUUGGACAGAGGCCCUGGGCCUGGGACCGUCUCCCAUGUGUGUGAGGCAGACAUAGACAUUUCCUGGGCAGCAUCUGUAUAGGUCACAGUAUAAGAUCCAGGAGUUCGGUUGGGCACCUUUUUAAAGCUCUCUGCACCUGAACAUGAUUACGCUGAAUGUUGUCCAGCAUGGGUUGCUAGCUCCCUGAUGCACACCAAGGAGUGUUCUGUCCCCAGUCUCAAAAAAAGUAGCUGCUGUUCUCUCAGUAGCCUGCCAGUCUCAGCGCAUGGUUGAAUGGGAGCUCUCCAAUGUGUCAGCCUUUACACCUGUAACAAGAUCAGGUUGUGAGAACUUUGCCUUGCUCAGCACUCUGGAUAGUGAGAUGUUAGUUCCUCUGAAACUUCUUUUUAAAUCUGCUUCUUUUUCAACUUUUAUUCCAGUAAUUCUUCGCCCAUUAAUAGAGUUGUACAGAUUACGGGCAAUUCCAUGCAGAGGGGAAGUGGUUCAGGAUUUAAACCGUUUAAGAGUGGACCACCACGAAGAUUCUAAGCCUGCUGACCUGCUUGCCCCCCCCCCCCCUUGGUUUCAAGAUAACUUAUUGGAAAUCUUUUAUGAACGAAGAAGCCUUGGCUAAGAGAACUUGUCUUUUUUUAAUUUUACCAUAAUUACUUUUUCCUCUUUGUUGGAGGCAUUUUAAAUAAGUUAGGCUGUUUGGAUUUUGGAUAGUUCAUUGUACUUUUUUGAUGAGCAUUUCCCCCUGUAACACUAGGAGCUCUGAAAUUAAUUGGAACCAAACAUGUGAACCGCUGUACAAAGAGAUGAUUUGUUUUGCACCCAGUAGUUUAAUUUACAAUUUAGCUCUGUGAUGUCAGGCUUGAAAAUUAGGUACUUACCACAAAACACACAGAUAACCCAAUUGUACAUUAGAAUGGGUAGAUAAUAAGGGUUGGGUUGGUUGUUUGAUUUCUGGGUAUUAUGUAACCUAUUUUUGGAGAGUUGUUAAACUGAGUGGAUCUGUAUCCUGGCCACUGUAUCCUUUUGAAAUAAAGCUUCAUAAUCUGUAUUGCCA
Podarcis lilfordi (Lilford's wall lizard) is the source of this 37910-nucleotide messenger RNA. The record is from the annotation of a GenBank genome assembly. Lineage: Eukaryota; Metazoa; Chordata; Lepidosauria; Squamata; Lacertidae.